GUUUCCCUCAACCAUCAAAAAUGAAGUGACUUCAGUCUCUGCACAGAGCACACUGUCAAGAGGAGCUAAAAGCCUUACAAUAACUUCUCCUUAUUCACAGGUUUCCUUUCCUUGUAUUGCCCUUUCCCAUUUGUGGGAGAAGAGCCAUGAAGAACCGUUCCUCAUCUCCCCCUUUGCACGUCCACGUGGAUGAAAACACCCCUGUCCAUGUCCAUAUUAAAAAGGGUCAGAAAACCACACCUGCAAAAUGCCAGCAAAAGCAAAAACAGAAAAUGAAAGGGAAUACCGUGAAUGCACGCCGAACUGUCCAGGUGAAAACUAAAGCCCCCUGGAUGCCCCCGGGCAAAACAUCUGUCCUGGAGUCCACCUACAAAUGGGAGGGACCAACUCACCGCCUGGAAAUUACACCUCCAGAUUCAGAAAAAAUGCUGUCAGUAUUGCGUCUGAGUGAUCUCUCUACAGACGAGGAGGAUGCUGUUUGCUGCAAAAUGAACGAAUAUGAAAAGAAGAUAGAUAGCCUGAUGAACACAGUGGGAACACUGAAGAAUGAGGCCAAGAUGCAUAAAAAGGAGCACCAGCAGCAAAUGACAAAGCGUCUCCUUGAGGAGCAGAAAGAAGAAUUGAAUGAGGUCACACAAGAGCUGGUAGAAACAGAGCAUGAGAAUACACUGCUCAGGCGCAAUAUUGAGCGCAUAAUGGAAGAGAAAGAUCUGACUGUGCUACAGAAGAAAUACUUGCAGCAUGAGAAAGAGUGCCUGAUGUCCAAGCUGAGUGAGGUUGAGAGGGAUGGAGCAGCAGCAGCCAGACAGAUCCAUGCCCUGAAAAAUACAAUUGGGAGACUCAACAUUGAGAAACACAUGAGCAGCUCAGACAUUAACACACUGACAAGACAAAAAGAGCUGCUGCUACAGAAAUUGAGUACCUUUGAAGAGACCAACCGGACACUCCGAGAGCUUCUCAGAGAGCAGCAUAACCGGGAGAAGGAUGCUCAGAAGAUGUUGGAGCAGCAAGGUGUACUGUUGAAAAGGCUUGCUGACUCAGAUGCAGAGAAAGUGCAACUUCAGAUGAGGCUUCAGGAGAAAGAACAAGAGGUGGACGAUCUUAUCAUUCAAAUACAGGCAGGGAAGGACCAGGCAAAGACAGCAAGUGAACUCUCAAAAUCUAUGGAGGCUGUGAGAGGCCAUUUACAAGCACAGCUACGAAAUAAAGAAGCUGAGAACAACCGUCUGACUGUACAGAUCCGGAAUCUGGAGCGCAAUGAAGCUCAACAUAAGGCAGAGGUGGAACUUAUCAAGGAACAACUGAAAGAACUAAGGCAGAAGACAGAUCAUGAUAAAGAGGCCCUGAAGAAAGCCCUCCGUGCACAGAAGGAGCGGGCAGAGCGGAGUGAGGAGUAUGCAGAGCAGUUGACGGUCCAGCUAGCAGAAAAGGACAGUUAUGUUGGUGAGGCGCUGUCUACUCUGGAGUCCUGGAGGAGUCGCUACAACAAAGUAGUGAAGGACAAGAGUGACCUUGAACUGGAAAUCGUUACGCUGAACAGCCGUAUGGCAGACUUGCUGGAACAGCAGACAACCCUGGAGGAUAGGAUGCGGGAGGACAGAGACGCCUUGGUGGAUAAAUUGCAUCAACAGACUACAGAGACCACUUCUUUCAAAAUGGAGAAUGAAAGGCUAAAGGCUAGUGUGGUCCCAAUGGAGGAAAAGCUGAACCAAGCACACAUGGAAGUACAGCAGCUCAAGAACUCUGUUAGGAACUAUGAAGGGUUGAUUGAAACCUACAAAUCACAGGUGUUGAAAACCCGAAUGGAAGCAGAUGAAGUGACAGCAAAACUGGAGAAGUGUGAUAAAGAGAACAAGACACUAAAGGAUGAAAUGAACAAGGAGAUUGAACUGGCUCGUAAGCAGUUCCAGAGCCAGCUUGCUGAACUGGAAAAGCUGCCUGAGAUCCUAAGGAUCACAGAGACGCAGCUGGCAAAAUGUCAGGACCAGCUUCAGAGUUAUGAGAAGAAGAAUGUGGACCUGUCUCUCAUCAUCGCAGAUCUGCGUCAGCGGAUUGAGCUCCAGGGGGACAAAAUGGAGGUUACAAGAGAGAGGUAUCAGUCUGCCCAAGAGGAGAAAAAGCAGCUCACCUUGAAGGUGGAGGAGCUAGAAAGAAAACUAGAGACAACGAGCGCCCAGAACAUAGAAUUCCUUCAGGUCAUAGCAAAACGUGAGGAGUCGAUCCACCAGUGUCAGCUGCGGUUAGAGGAGAAGACCCGUGAGUGUAGCUCCUUGGCUCGUCAGCUGGAAAUGGCCAUUGAGGAUGCCAAAAGACAAGUUGAACAAACUCGAGAACGAGCAACAUCUAGAGAGAGGGCAGCCCAGUCCAAGAUGUUGGAUUUGGAGACCCAGCUGAGUAGGACUAAAACAGAGCUGAACCAGUUGCGUCGGAACAAAGAUGACGCAGAGCGACGGUAUGAAAGCCGCCUACAGGAUUUAAAGGAUCGGUUAGAGCAGUCGGAGAGCACUAAUCGCAGCAUGCAAAACUACGUCCAGUUCCUCAAGUCUUCCUAUGCCAAUGUUUUUGGAGAAAGUGCCUUGCUGGGCUCCCCUGGCCGCUCUCGUUCAUCUCCAUGAGGACAAUGCUCUCCCUGUGUCUCUGCAUUUAAGCACAAAAUGAGCCCUACUUCAAAGCCAUAUGUUAUUUAGAAAAGUGGUUGGCAUUUCAGGGUCACAUAAGGGAGAAGUUUUUCUCUUUUCCUUACAGCACAAGAUGAUACAAGGAUGGUGGCAUAUGACUUAAGCGUGUAGAAUAUCAGCAAUGCUGGUUUGGUGUUGGAAGCUGGCAUUGCACUGUAAGCUGUGCCCCAAAACCAGAUGGUUCUGCAUAUGAUGGAAAAGGAUUUCAUCCUAUAUGGUCCUGAUGGUUUCAGCUCUUAAAACCUGUCAUUGGUUUUAGUUGUGCAUUAAUGUUUGCAAGAGUUCUUUUUUUCUUUUCGUGUUUUUUUUUUUCAUUCUGCUUCUGUAUUGGGAAGAUCAUAUGAUAUGUUUCUGCUUUUCUUUUUUUUAUUUUUUUAAGCUAUUUCACAUUAUAUCAAUACAGCGGGUGAUAGGAUGGUGGGAGAUAAGUCCACCCACUUCUCACAGAAGUGUGAAGCUGAAAAUAUCUUAAGUGCCUGGGCUUAACACUUACAAAAGAUUAUCUCCUGAACCACCAUGGUGUUUGUGAACAGUUUUAUACCAGAAAUAAUGAUUUUAUUAUUUUUUUUACUUGACUCUUGUGUACUCUGUGAUCCUCACUUUUUUUUUUUAUUUUAGUGUGUUGCUAAUUUUUGCUUUACUCUUCUCACACUGGUUUCCUGAUCCCGAAUGUCCCCAGGACUGAGUGAAAACCUUCUGUAUUCAGACUGCAGUUUAACCUCAGUGGCACUUCAGUUGCUGUCUCAGUGUGAAUGCUGGAUGAGUUCAGGUUGUGCAUGAAAUACUGAUUUAGGUCUUAAGCCAAUUAAAGAGCAACUGCUGACGCUCAACAUCUUCAUCAAACUGGCCUGCACUUUCUCCUCAAAAAUCAGGUCGGUUGAUAAUGUGUUGAGUCUCGAAAACUUGUUGACUCUUGUGCCCUGUUCUUUCCAAUAAAUGGUUCUUAUGGGGACAAAAAUAAGCAUUUUUUUAAAUCUCUUUUGUAUCCUAUUUAUGUGUGAUGUCAUUGCGCAGUAUUUGUCAUAAAGCUUUUAUAAGUAAAUCAUUAAUUGACAGUUCUGUAAUUUUGUGUCAUACUUAAAAAUCCUAAAAGGUGCUAUGGUGAAAAAACAAAAACAAUAAACUGUGUUUUAAUUGA
Molecule: messenger RNA, 3816 nt
Organism: Cygnus olor (mute swan)
Lineage: Eukaryota; Metazoa; Chordata; Aves; Anseriformes; Anatidae
Gene: ODF2
Product: outer dense fiber of sperm tails 2
Exons: 20
Coding region: 147-2615 (822 amino acids)
Biological process (GO): regulation of cilium assembly
Cellular component (GO): centrosome
Source: RefSeq, a predicted model, not a curated record